Lachnellula hyalina is the source of this 342-nucleotide messenger RNA. RefSeq lists its product as uncharacterized. The record is from RefSeq and is a predicted model, not a curated record. The transcript has 2 exons. Bases 1 to 342 code for a protein of 113 amino acids. Lineage: Eukaryota; Fungi; Ascomycota; Leotiomycetes; Helotiales; Lachnaceae.
AUGUCUAAACCAACCAAACAAGCAGAGUCCGAAGAGGAAGAAUACAUGGACCAAUCCGACAGCGAAGCAAACUCCAACACCGCGCUGCAACCCGCACAGCAACAAAACCAACAACUACAAGCCCAGCAACAACAACAGCAACAACAGCAACAGCAACAAGUGGGCCAGCGUGCCGAAGGUUACAGAACAGGCGCCAUCAGAGAAUCCCGCAUCAAGAGCCGCCCGGAACCCAAAUCUACGGCCUCGGAUAGCGCGCUGAAGAUCAAGAUCGAGUUGGAUUUGGAGGUCGAGGUGGAUCUCUAUGCGAGGGUUAAGGGUGAUGUUACGAUUGGGUUGAUGUAG